This is a messenger RNA of Purpureocillium lilacinum, 264 nucleotides long. The record is from RefSeq and is a predicted model, not a curated record. NCBI's taxonomy places the organism in Eukaryota, Fungi, Ascomycota, Sordariomycetes, Hypocreales, Ophiocordycipitaceae.
AUGUCAUGGCCAGACAGAUCUCGCCCGACCAAAGCGCACAUCACCAUCUCCUGCGUGAAUACCGCUGACUCACGAGUCACAACAAGUGCGGGCAUUUGUGACCCCUCCCCCAUCGCGCGAUGGUGCCUUGCAGCGCCCCGGCUGGACAGCAGUGGGGGUAGACCGGCCGGCUGGGGGGCAAGAACCGAGCCGAGAGAGAGCGAUAGACAGCCUGGUUGGCGCCGGCAAAAGCCAAGCAAGUUGAGAAGCGGGACCCUCUCGUGA